CGAGCGAGAACGACGGGGGGGGGGAAUAUUAUAUCUGUGAUUCUGUCGAGCAGCGGGGAGGGGGAACGAGAACGAGGAAAGCCCUUCCGAGCGAGGCGGCUAAACUGGUUAGCUAACAGAGACCUGAUAGCGAUCAGCUGGAUACCGAGGCGAAAGGACGUUACAUGCGACCGUAGCAACAAAGAAGAGCCCGUUUAUGGUGUCGGGCCGAACGGCUCCUCGUUUUUCACCCGCUUCUGGUUCGAUUAGCCAGCCCGCGUCGUGUUUUGUGGACCCGGACUAAGCACUGCAAGAAGAAACCCCUGCUUUGGUGGACAGCGCAGGUGCAUUCAUUCCUUUUCGCCGGAGGUCGGCAUGUCGGAUGAGGAUUCUCGAGCCAGCACCAGUUCUUCAUCGUCAUCAUCGUCGUCGUCGUCUUCAUCAGCCCAGCAGCAGCAGAAACAGAAAGGCUCCUCGGGUAACAAGCGAGAGAGCAAAGGCAGCAUGAGCAAGACGUCCAAACUGCUGUCGACCAGCGCCAAAAGGAUUCAGAAGGAGCUGGCUGACAUCACGCUGGACCCGCCCCCGAACUGCAGUGCUGGGCCUAAAGGAGACAACAUAUAUGAAUGGAGGUCUACAAUCCUUGGACCCCCUGGAUCUGUAUAUGAAGGAGGGGUUUUCUUCCUUGACAUUGCAUUUACACCAGACUACCCCUUUAAACCACCCAAGGUAACAUUCCGCACCAGAAUCUACCACUGCAACAUUAACAGCCAGGGUGUGAUCUGUCUGGACAUCCUGAAGGACAACUGGAGUCCUGCCCUAACCAUCUCCAAAGUGUUGCUGUCCAUCUGCUCUCUACUCACAGACUGCAACCCUGCUGACCCUCUUGUUGGGAGCAUUGCCACACAAUACAUGACCAACAGAGCGGAGCACGACAGGAUAGCGAAACAGUGGACGAAGCGCUACGCCACAUAGCCGCACAAUGUAACCACGUGCAGUGUCUGGCGCCAAGACAAGAGCUGCUCACAGAACAUGGAGAGGGGCUGGGAGGACCAAGGUUUCUACUGCAGAUUUUAAGUUGUUUAUUGCUUGGGUAUACUUCCGUUUACCACUUUAAAUCGUCUUAGCCCUGCUAGAAUUACGAAUUGAGCAAUACUUUAAAUUUGCCAGUUUCCCCCUGUAUUUUUGUUCUAUGGAUUUUUGUCCGUUUGUGCAGUAAAAUUAAGGAUCCAUUUUCAUAUCACUUGCUUGUAAAGAAUAUGAAAGCUUGUUUUUUCAUGUUUGAAGAUUUUUCAGUUUUCAGUGUGAACCUUUAAUAAAUUCUCUUGGUGAAUAA
Messenger RNA from Scleropages formosus (Asian bonytongue), 1315 nucleotides. RefSeq names its product ubiquitin-conjugating enzyme E2 E1. Bases 355 to 954 code for a protein of 199 amino acids. The transcript has 7 exons. The record is from RefSeq and is a predicted model, not a curated record. Lineage: Eukaryota; Metazoa; Chordata; Actinopteri; Osteoglossiformes; Osteoglossidae.